CGGGGAGGAAGCCAGGCGGGACAGACCGAAGAUGAACUCGGCCGCUGUGCUUCUGCUGAGUCUUCUGGCGGUCGUUCGCUGCGAAAGCUGGAAGCCUGAGGAUCUCGAACCAAAGACAGAGCUUCAGCCACGCCUUGGCGAGGGGGAUGAAUUCGGUCUGGAAGAAAAAGUCCAUAGUCUUCGCACCUACGAUUAUGAAUAUGAUGAUGAUGACGAAGAUUACAGUGAUGAGGAGGAUGACGAGAGUGAUGAAGGGGGGGACUAUGUAGAAGAUGAUGAUGAUGAUGAUGGUGCCCAAGACGGCGAUGAACAAGAUGAAGAUGACCAUGAAGGCAUCGAUGAACAAGUUGACAACCGGUCACCGGCAAGAAGCAAGGCCUCGCUUAAGAAAGUAUUUUCGCAAAGGAAGAACUUACCACAGAGAAAGACAUUUUCGCAAAGGAAGAAAUUUGCAUCCAGGAGUAGAUUUUCACCCAGGAAGAACAUUUCGCCAAAGAGGCCAUCGCGACGAAGAAGUGGACGAGCCGUGAACCCGGAGACCUCAAGGAGGCUGUACGACCGCAGCCGACGGCGCUUCAGGUUUGGACGUCAGCGAAGCAGCCCAAGGAAGCCCAGAUACGACAGCAGCGAGGAAGAGAGCGGCAAGCCUUCCCUUUGGUCGCACUUGCUGUUUCGGAGGCGAGGAAAGCGGCAGUCUCGGACGGGCGGGGAGAGGGACAGCAACACCGAACGCGUGGCCGAGACGGAGGACCUGGGAAAUACACAGGCCGGAAGGUUGAAGAGAUCUCUACGAAUUCCCGAGGUCAGCCUGGAUAAGAGGGGCUUCUGGUCCGCCAUCACUUCUUUGUUCCGGCCCAAAAAUCAGUCCCGUGACCAAGGAAGAAAGUCAUCCAAAAUCACGGGGACGCCGAAAAGGAGAAACAAGGACAAUAAAGAGGAUCUCGAUUACGGUGGCUCUCAGUAUGACAACUCUCAGUAUGACAGCGCCCACUACGACAACUCUCAGUAUGACAAUGACCAGUAUGAUCAGUAUGACGACGAAGGGCUUCAUGAAGUUAGCAAGCGUGCCAUUGACGAGGAACAGGCUGGUCGUCCAAUGGGACAGUUCUCGGGAGAGGAAAAUUCUGGUGAAGACGAGAGCGACGAGCAAAACGGGGACACUUAUUUGAAAGCCGCGAAGACCUAUGAAGACACGGGACGACGGGGAUGGACGGCACUGAAGGCCGGGGAAGAUCAAUGGCCGCAACCAGGAUUCGCUAGAAACACCAGAUUUCUCGGCAAGCUUUUCCAGAAAUUUGGGAGCUUAUUCUACAGUGGGGAUUCCAAGCAGACGUCUAAGGAGGUAUCUCAAGAGAGCUCAGAAGAGAGCUCCGAGGAAGACAACUCAGAAGAAACGUCUUUGGAGAAAAAGUUGCCGAUGGAAGACCCCGAAGUGCAAGGCGACAUCGACAGCGGUUACGAGGAGGUUGGGGAACUAAUAGGUGGUUACCAAGUACAGGAUUACCAGGAACCAGCUGAGCAAUCACAGGAUUACCAGGAACCAGCUGAACAAUACAGGAUUACAGGAACACUGAAAUCACAGGAUUACCAGGAACCUCCUGAACAAUCACAGGAUUAUCAGGAACCAGCUGAACAAUCACAGGAUCCCCAAGGACUAGCUGAACAAUCACAGGAUUACCAGGAACCUGCCGAACAAGCACCAAUACCAGGAUUAGCUGAACAAUCACAGGGUUACCAGGAACAAGCUGAGCAAUCACGGGAUUACCAGGAACCUCCUGAACAGUCACAGGGUUACCAGGAACCUGCUGAACAAGCACCAUAUAACCAGGGACUAGCUGAGAAAUUACAGGAUUACCAGGAACCUCCUGAACAAUCACAUGAUUUUCAGGAACCUCCUGAACAAUCACAAGAUUCCCAGGAACCUCCUGAACAAUCAAUGGAUUCCCAGGGACCAGCUGAACAAUCACUGGAUUCCCAGGGACCAGCUGAACAAUCACUGGAUUCCCAGGGACCAGCUGAACAACCACAGGACAAUCUGGAACUGAGCCAUCAGGAUAUAGUUGAACAAUCACAUCAACCAAAUGAGCAGUCAAAGAAUUACGAGGAUGAACAAAUCCUAGCCCCUUAUCAGGUUCCUGCCCGAGCCCCUUAUCAGGUUCCAGUCCAAGCCCCUUAUCAGGUCCCAGCACAGAUGCACUAUCAGCUCCCAAGUCAGGUGUUUUAUCCCCUUCCGCCCCAGGUACCUUAUCCGAUUCCUGGGCAGAUUCCUUACCAGGUCCCAAUACGGAUGCCUUAUCAGCUACCUGUACAGGUGCCGUAUCAGGUUCCAGCCCUGGUCCCCUUCCAGGUACCACCAUAGCUCUAAUACCUAGUUCCUGAACAGGUACAUGAUUAGGUCCGAUACGGAAACCUCUAUUAUAUAGAUUAGCAUACAGAGUGAAUCCCAUGAUUUGCUUCCCAUGUUUCUUCAUUCUGAUUUUACUUUAACCCUUUUGAGAAUUUAAGAAUUGCUUAUACACAUCUAUAACGCAAAUAAAAAUCAGUGCAUCAAAAAAUUA
Penaeus vannamei (Pacific white shrimp) is the source of this 2558-nucleotide messenger RNA. The record is from RefSeq and is a predicted model, not a curated record. NCBI's taxonomy places the organism in Eukaryota, Metazoa, Arthropoda, Malacostraca, Decapoda, Penaeidae.